Argentina anserina (silverweed cinquefoil) is the source of this 2096-nucleotide messenger RNA. RefSeq names its product phloretin 4'-O-glucosyltransferase-like. The record is from RefSeq and is a predicted model, not a curated record. NCBI's taxonomy places the organism in Eukaryota, Viridiplantae, Streptophyta, Magnoliopsida, Rosales, Rosaceae. Gene Ontology annotation, molecular function: quercetin 7-O-glucosyltransferase activity; quercetin 3-O-glucosyltransferase activity. Bases 87 to 1508 code for a protein of 473 amino acids. The transcript has a single exon.
UCAGAGUUUCACUCUGCUACCUAUUCGUACUCACAACUCCGAGCUCCACCGUGAGCCUCCCUAUCCACAACGACUACCAGUCUACCAUGACCGAGCACCGCUUCAUUAUCGUAACAUUUCCCGCUCAAGGCCACAUCAAUCCAUCCCUCCAAUUCGCCAAGCGUCUCAUUCGCAUCACCGGUGCGCAUGUAACGUUCGUGACGUCCCUCUCCGCCCACCGCAGCAUUGGCGAUGGCUUAAGUACUCCGAGCGGCUUCACCUUCGCUCCAUUUUCUGACGGAUACGACCAAGGGUUUCGACCUGAGGACGAUACUCAGCACUACUUGUCCGAGAUGGCGCGACGUGGCAAGCAAGCAAUCAGGGAUCUUGUCGUUUCUAGCGCAAGUCAGGGCCAACCAUACAGUUGCAUAAUGAGCACCUUACUUCUGCCAUGGGUGGCGGAGGUGGCACGUGAACUCCACCUCCAAACCGCAGUUGUUUGGAUACAGCCCGCCACAGUUUUCGACAUAUACUACUACUACUUCAACGGCUACAAAGAUAUAAUAACCAACAAUACUGCUGCUAAAAGCGACCCUUCCUAUGCCCAAGAAUUACCAGGACUGUCGCUAGCUUUCAAGAGCCGCGACCUUCCUUCCUUUCUUGUGGCUUCAAAUCCGUAUAGUUCUGUUCUCCAAUUUUUUGAAGAACAGUUUGAGAAGCUCGGGCAAGAAACCAAGCCAAUCAUACUUGUGAACACCUUCGAUGCCCUAGAAUCGGAGGCGUUGAAAGCAAUUGACAAGUACAACCUGAUAGGAAUCGGGCCUUUAAUCCCAUCGGCUUUCUUGGACGGCAAGGAUCCGUCCGAUAAAUCAUUCGGAGGCGAUCUUUUCCAGAAGUCGAAGGACUCAGCGUGCCUAGAAUGGCUGAACUCAAAGCCAAGAGAAUCUGUCGUCUACGUCUCAUUUGGGAGCAUUUCCGUGCUGUCCAAGAUUCAAAUGGAGGAAGUUGCAAAAGGGUUGUUGGACUGUGGACGUCCGUUUUUGUGGGUGAUUAGAGAAAACCAAAAGAGUGGAGAAGGUAAGGAAGGGAAAGAAGAAGAAGAGCUGAGUUGCAUGGUGGAACUAGAAGAGCAUGGGAUGAUAGUCCCGUGGUGUAGUCAAGUAGAGGUUUUGUCACAUCCUUCUCUGGGUUGUUUUGUGACACAUUGUGGCUGGAAUUCAACUCUUGAGAGUUUGGUUUCUGGUGUGCCGGUGGUUGCGUUUCCUCAGUGGACAGAUCAAGGCACUAAUGCCAAGUUGAUAGAGGACAUGUGGAAAACAGGUGUGAGGGUAGCACCGAAUGAGGAAGGUAUUGUCAUCGGUGAGGAGAUAAACAGAUGUUUGGAUUUGGUGAUGGAAAACCAAGAGAUGAGGAAGAACGCUAAGAACUGGAAGCAUCUAGCGAAAGAAGCUGUGAGUGAAGGUGGGUCUUCUGACAAAAAUCUUAAGGUCUUUUUGGAUCAGAUUAGAGAUGGUUGUUCUCUAGCGUAAAAAGAUUAAUUCAUGUUUAUCGACAAGUAAUAGCCACGUCAUCGCGAAGUGUACCAUUUUUCAUUCACUCUAUUCUCUCCUAUCCCAUAAACCCCACUUUGUAAGUUUUUCGGUAGAUUGGUAGGAACUUUUCGACAAGAUGAUUGUUGCUACUUGCUAGUGAUUAAGAAAUUGGGAGUGGGUUUCGUUUUCCAAAGCUCUAAUCAAGUAGUACUACUCUUUCAACGAAACCUACUCACCCUUUUGAAAGACUUCUCUAGCUUUAGGGCCAAUAGGACGGUUUUGGUUUAGGUUUAGGCUAAACUUAAUCGGACCAAUACUCUAUAGUUUUGCUUCACAUUUACCACAUUACAUGCAAACGAAACACCAAGAAAGAUCACGUAUAUAUCUUCACCGUUGAGAGAGAGAGAGAGAGAGACCACAUCAGACAUAUCUCUACUCAUCGAUCUCAUAAAAGAGAACCAAAUUGGGUUCUGCACAGCGUUGAGUACGUCGUCCAAGAGUAACAUAUGUCGGGAUUGAGAUAAUUAGAUCUGACUUUGAUUUGGCUGCCUGCUGCUCUCUGAAGCUUCGCAUGCAUUUCAUACG